Molecule: messenger RNA, 1134 nt
Organism: Aureococcus anophagefferens
Lineage: Eukaryota; Pelagophyceae; Pelagomonadales; Pelagomonadaceae
Exons: 1
Coding region: 1-1134 (377 amino acids)
Source: RefSeq, a predicted model, not a curated record
AUGGCUGCCAAGCCCGCGUCGCCCGCGAGCGGCCGCUGGUCCUGGCUCUUCGGCGGCUGGUCGCCGAAGACGAAACCGAAGAAAGCGCCGACCCGCGACGCGCCCGGGGGCGACGAGGACGACGAGGAGUUCUACACCUUCGACGCCUACCACGAGGCGCGGGCCUCGCCCCAGACGCUGCGCAAGCGCCGAUCGCAGCAGCCCGUGUCGAACCCCUGCGCGCUCGUCGCCGCGUCCGCGCGGCCGCGAGCGCUCACGCCCGUGAGCGAGGUGCUCGUGCGCGAGAGCGAGCACCGCGACCGCGCCGUGGGCCUCGCCAUCGCGCGCGAGCACCGGCGCCUCGGCGCCGGCGGCCGCCUCUACACCGUCGUCUUCAAGGGCGACACGCUGGGCUUCUCGCUCGUCCUCGCGAGGCUCCCCGAGAGCCCGCGGUCGCGCCUCGUCGUCGACUCGACGACGCUCGGCGGCGCGUGCUACGACCUCGUGCGGCCCCUCGACGAGCUCGUCGCCAUCAACAACGAGAAGCUGAUCCCCAUCGAGAUGGAGGCCUUCCCGACGCUCGUCUACCGCCUCCAGCACGGCCCGCGGCCCACGCGGCUCACGUUCUCGAUGGGCUACGGGAGGGACGCCGCGUUCCGCGAGCAGAGCCGGCGCCGGUCCUCGCGCCUCCCGCCGGGCCUGCCGGUCUCGCCGGGCCACCAGCCCCGCGCCGAGGCCUUCGACUCGCCGGAGAAGGUGCCGCCGCCGCCGGCGACGCCGCCGCCGCCGCCGCCGCCGCCGCCGCCGCCGCGGUCCUUCGCGUCCGCGGGCAUCCAGACGUCGUCCGCCGCGGGCGCCGCCGCGUCGACGUCGACCGCGGAGCUCCUCGUCGACCUCCGCGAGCCCGUGACGCCCUUGGACCUCCGCGCGGCGCCCGCGGCGCCGCGGCCGGCGCCGCCGCGCGUCGUCGACGACGACGUGGCCGGCGCCUGCGGCUGCAUGGGCGACAUGGGCGACAUGGCGCUGUCGCCCUUCGCCCUGGAGCCCUGCAGCUGCCCGCAGGAGUCCGGCGCGAUCCUCGGCGACGGCCUCUGCCAGUGGGACAUCGACCGCGCGGGCGACGGCGAGGUGCUCAGCGCGGCCGAGGAGGUUUAG